AUGGCGGACAGCGGCGGUGAAGCGGCGGCUUCGGCGGCGCCCACUCCUCCCCCUCCCGAUGGCCGCAGCUCGUGCGCGGCCUGGGUCCAGUUCCUCCGGGCCCGCCUGGCGGGGGCUGGCGCCUCGCUGUGGGUCGCGGUCGGCCUGGGGCUGCUUUACGCUCUCAGGGCGCCCCUGAGGCUGUGUGAGAACCUGGCGGCGGUGACAACGUUUUUAAAUUCUUUGACUCCAAAAUUCUAUGUGGCACUAACAGGAACUUCAUCUCUAAUAUCUGGACUCAUAUUUAUAUUUGAAUGGUGGUACUUCAGGAAAUAUGGUACAUCAUUUAUUGAGCAAGUAUCUAUAAGCCAUUUGCGGCCACUUAUUGGAAGGUCAGAGAACAAUGUUCCAGAGCCAGGUUCACCUUCUGGUAGUAGGGAUGCCGAUACCAAUAGGCACAAUCUGUCAGAAUGCAAAGUAUGGCGAAACCCUUUAAAUCUUUUCAGAGGAGCUGAAUAUAGAAGAUAUACAUGGGUGACGGGUAAGGAACCACUUACAUACUAUGACAUGAACUUGUCAGCUCAGGAUCAUCAGACUUUUUUCACUUGUGAUACUGACUCUCUACGUCCUUCAGAUACAGUUAUGCAGAAGGCUUGGCGAGAGAGAAAUCCUCCAGCUCGUAUCAAAGCAGCUUAUCAAGCUUUAGAACUGAACAAUGAUUGUGCUACUGCCUAUGUUCUAUUGGCCGAGGAGGAGGCAACGACAAUUGUAGAUGCUGAGAAGUUAUUUAAACAGGCCCUCAAAGCUGGGGAGACAAUUUACAGGAAGUCCCAGCAGCACCAGCACCAGAGCCCUCAGCAUGAAGCCCAGCUUAGAAGAGACACCAAUGUAUUAGUUUAUAUUAAACGAAGACUAGCCAUGUGUGCAAGAAAAUUAGGAAGAAUAAGAGAAGCAGUAAAAAUAAUGAGAGAUCUAAUGAGAGAGUUCCCUCCUCUUAGUAUGUUGAACAUACAUGAAAAUCUCCUAGAAUCCCUUCUAGAAUUACAGGCUUAUGCAGACGUUCAGGCAGUUCUAGCAAAAUAUGAUGAUAUUAGUCUUCCAAAGUCAGCAGCAAUUUGUUACACAGCAGCACUGUUGAAGACUAGGACUGUGUCAGAUAGAUUCUCUCCAGAAACAGCCUCUAGAAGAGGGCUGAGCACUGCAGAAAUUAAUGCCGUGGAAGCAAUUCAUAGAGCGGUGGAAUUUAACCCUCAUGUUCCAAAAUACUUACUUGAAAUGAAAAGUUUAAUAUUACCUCCAGAACAUAUUCUGAAACGGGGGGACAGUGAGGCAGUUGCCUAUGCUUUCUUUCAUCUUCAGCACUGGAAACGGAUAGAAGGUGCCCUUAAUCUGUUGCAGUGUACGUGGGAAGGCACCUUUAGAAUGAUUCCAUACCCAUUAGAGAAAGGACAUCUAUUUUAUCCUUAUCCCAGCUGCACGGAGACAGCUGACAGAGAACUAUUACCCAUGCUAAGUUCAUUGUCUAUGUGGCAGAAUGGAUAGAGUGCUGGACCUGGAAUUAGGAAGACCCAAGUUUGAAUCCUGUAGCUUGGGACCCUAAGAAAGCCACUCAACUUCUUUUCAGCCUCAGUGUUCUCAUCUGUAAGUGAGGGUAAUAAUAGUACCUACCUCACAUUGUUGUUGUAAAAAUCAAUAAGUUAAUCCAGGAAGUGUUUUGCAAACCUUAAAGCUCAACAGAUGUUAUUGUUACUAAUUUUUAUUGAUUGAUAGUAGAAAAAAUAAAAAAAAAUAAAAUUGAUAGUAGAAAUUUUUUUUAAAAAAAGUCAUUCUGAUUGAAAUAAACUCCAAUGGCUAUUAGAUCUCUAGAAUCUAAUAUCAACUCAUUUGUCAUUUAAAACUCUUUACAACCUGGUCCCUGCCUCUUUAUCCAGUCUCUAGCUUCCAGACUUAUUAGCUUACUCACACUUCUCUCAUAUUCAUCUCUUUUAUUUGACAGUCUCCCAUGCUUGGAAUGGGAACCACCUCCUAAAGAAAUAAAAGAAUAGCUUUUCCUGUCCCUUCCUCCUCAGCAGGAGCUAGUCCUUUCGAUUCUAAGUCUACCUUCCAUCUACUCUCUUUUUGUAUUUAUCUGGAUUUUCUUUCUUUUCUUUUCUCUUCUUUUCCUCCCUC
Molecule: messenger RNA, 2148 nt
Organism: Monodelphis domestica (gray short-tailed opossum)
Lineage: Eukaryota; Metazoa; Chordata; Mammalia; Didelphimorphia; Didelphidae
Gene: ST7L
Product: suppression of tumorigenicity 7 like
Molecular function (GO): protein binding
Source: RefSeq, a predicted model, not a curated record